This is a messenger RNA of Lagenorhynchus albirostris (white-beaked dolphin), 2606 nucleotides long. RefSeq names its product tetratricopeptide repeat domain 22 (gene TTC22). Gene Ontology annotation, molecular function: protein binding. The record is from RefSeq and is a predicted model, not a curated record. The coding region runs from base 229 to 2004 and encodes 591 amino acids. The transcript has 7 exons. NCBI's taxonomy places the organism in Eukaryota, Metazoa, Chordata, Mammalia, Artiodactyla, Delphinidae.
GCAAUGCGGGCGUCUAAAAGCCGUUGAGCUGCGAAAGCGUAAACACCCACAGGGCGCUCCCGAGCCGACGCUCUGACCCACCCACCGGCGAGCGCCGCCCCGGGAUGGGAGGUGGCUGCGCCCCGGGCCUCUGCGCGCUGACCCUUGCCUCCCGCGCCGGGCUCGCUUGAGAGGCGCGCCCAUCCACGGCGGCCUCCGGAGCAAGGCUCGGGGAGCCGCGGGGCAGCCAUGGCGGAGCCCGAGGCCGCGGCCGAGGAGGUGGACGCCCUCAUCGACGACCUGGACUACCUCCCCGGCCACUUCCACCUGGAGAUGCAGCUGAACUUCGAGCCGCGCUCGCCGGCCUCGCUCCACGCCCGGGACCUGAAGCUGCAGCGGGACGGCCUGCGGCAGGAGCUGGCGCUGACGGCUGCCACGCAGCGCCCCGCCGUGCGCCACCUCCUGGGCGCCUUCGCCUUCUACCUGGAGGAGCUGGAUGAGGCCCGCGAGAGCUUCCUCGAGGUGGCCCGCGAGGACCCGGGCAACCUCAACGCCUGGGCCAAUCUGGUGCACGUGUACGGGCGGCUGGGGCAGAAGGAAGAGGAGGAGGCGUGCGCCGAGCGGCUGGCCGGCCUCAUGGGCCUGGCGGGGGACCGCGGGGCCGCCGGGGACCCCCCGCUCCGCGCCGCGCGCUGCCUGGCCGAGCAGGGCUACGCGCACGGCUUCGACGUGGGCUGCGCCAGCCCAGAGGAGCGGGCGCGCGUGCUGGAGGCCGGCAUCGAGCUCUAUGACAAGGCGCUGGGCCACGCGCAGCAGAUCCCGAACGAGGAAAAAAGGGGCUGGUACUUCACCAUGGCAACGCUUUUCAUCAGGUUAGAUGGCAUCUUCCUGGAGCUGGGCAGCGAGGAGCAGAAGAGGUUGCCAGCCUUCAACCGCACGCUGGCCCUGCUCCGGCAAGUCCUCAAGUCGUCGGAACCCCACCACCAAGCUCUGGCCUGGUGCUACCUCGGGAUGCUGCUGGAGAGGAAGGACACCUUCUCCAUCACCCCCAUGGGCAUCCAUGACUGCGGGUUUUCAGGGACCGACCCCCUGGACUGCUUUGGCAAGGCCAUUGAGAUUGCCAAGGACCAACCCCCCAUCCUGAAUCACCUGGCCAAAAUCUUCCACUUCCUCGGAAAGCAGGAUAUGGCCAUGGGUACCUGCAACAUGGCCCUGGACACCCUACGAGAUCCGGAGCUCAACUGGCAGGCGUACUGCACAAGGGCCAAGGAUAGAAAAGAGGGCAAGGGUCCUUGCUUGAGCAUCUUCCCUGAGCUGACUCUCUGUGGGCAGAUCCACGUCAGAGCCUACCUGCAUGACCUGGAGCGAAGCAAGAUGGGGCUCGGGGGCAUGCCUGACAGGAACCACCUGGCCUGCGCCAAGGCCGACCUCGAGGAGGUGGUCAAGGUGUGCCCAGGCCUCAAGACCUACCUGAACAUCGGCCAGGUCUACUACUACAUGGGCGUGGACGCUGUGCAGGAGCAGCUGGCGGUGGACGAGGCGGCGCUGAACCAGGCGCUGGUCUUCCUGGCCAAGGCCGGCGAGUCGGAGCUGGGCGCCACGCUGCCCGAGCUGCAGCUGUUGCGCGGCAAGUGCCUGCGCAUCAAAGGCGAGGAGGCCAACGCGGCGGCCUGCUUCAAGCGCGCCGUGGAGCUGGACGACGCGGGCUCCAGCCACACCGAGGGCUUCGGCUGCCUGCUCGAGGCGCUGCUGGCGCAGUGGAGCCAGGCGCAGCUCAGCGACGGCGAGCUGGGCAGCGAGGUGGACGCGUGGCUGCGCUGCGCCCAGGACAAGUACCCGGCGGCGCGCCUGCGCCAGGAGCUGCAGCGCGUGUGGCGCGGCCACACGGGCGAGGUGCUGGGGCUGGCCCGGGCCUUAGUGGUGCAGGGACGGCCGGCGCUGGUGCGGCUCCUCUUCGAGACCAUGCAGCGCGAGGGCACGGGCCCACGGAGGGGCCACUGCGCGUUCUCCUUCGAAGGUCCCUGAGGCCCCGCCCCGUUGAGGCCCCGCCUAUAAGUGAUUGGACCUGGUCGGGGCGCUGCACAUCGGCUUUCACUGCCGUAAGCUGGCGGGUUCGGGGAACCCGUCAGAUUCUCUUUCGGGAAUUGGAAUGGAAACGUUAGGACCCUAGGACGGUUUGACGUGCCUACGGAGGCAAAAGGGCCUGAUUCAGCUGGGGCAGACGCGAGGGGCCACUGGGAAACUGAAUUAAAGGACCAAAUUGUACAAAUAUGCGGAAAAAAUAAUAUGGAGCCUCCCAAGAGAUACAGAAGAUAAUUGCCUCCAUUUUGGUGGCUUUCUAGUACCCAAGAGCCUGUCUUUGGAUUCCGUGAGCCACGCUCUAUCCUUAUAAUAAGGCCCCCUUUACUUAGGUUGACUGGAGUAGGUCUCAGGUCCUGCCUCCAGGGAAGCCGUGGCUAGAGAAGAGGGCACAGCUGCUAAGGAGCAAGUAAGGGAAGGGCGGUAGUCUACACCUGGCUGCUCAGGGCUCUUUCCUGCCUCUCUAGCAGCCUUGCAGCAGGCCUCAUCCUUGGCCAGCUUGGUCUGAAAGGCCCUCGAACUCCCUGAAAUAAAGCCCAUCAGUAGUA